Messenger RNA from Lolium rigidum, 1590 nucleotides. RefSeq names its product leucine-rich repeat extensin-like protein 4. Gene Ontology annotation, molecular function: protein binding. The transcript has a single exon. NCBI's taxonomy places the organism in Eukaryota, Viridiplantae, Streptophyta, Magnoliopsida, Poales, Poaceae. The record is from RefSeq and is a predicted model, not a curated record. The coding region runs from base 1 to 1572 and encodes 523 amino acids.
AUGAGGCUCGCCGCGCUACUCCUGCUCGCCCUCCUCGCCGCCGCCGGCGCCGGCGGCGGGGCCGCGGCGCUGGACUUCUCCGGCGACGGCGGGGGCGAGGACGGCGCCCGGACGGCGCCGGUGGAGGUGGAUCCAUCCUGGCGCUUCCCGAGCCGCAACAUCCGGGACGCCUACAUCGCGCUGCAGACCUGGAAGCGCUACGCCAUCUUCUCCGACCCUUACGACCUCACCGCCGACUGGGCCGGCCCGGCGGUCUGCAACUACACGGGCGUCUACUGCGCGCCGCUCCCCACCGCCCCGGCGGUCCUCGCCGUCGCCGGCCUCGACCUCAACCACGGCGACAUCGCGGGGUACCUGCCCCCCGAGCUCGGCCUGCUCGCCGACCUCGCGCUGCUCCACCUCAACUCCAACCGCCUCUGCGGCGUGCUCCCGCGCACGCUGCGCCGCCUCCGCCUCCUCCACGAGCUCGACCUCAGCAACAACCGCCUCGUCGGCAAGUUCCCCGACGUCGUCCUCGACCUCCCCUCCCUCCGCUUCCUCGACCUCCGCUUCAACGAGUUCGAGGGCGCCGUGCCCGCCGAGCUCUUCGACCGCCCGCUCGACGCCAUCUUCCUCAACCACAACCGCUUCCGCUUCCGGAUCCCGGAUAACGUCGGCAACUCGCCCGCCUCCGCGCUCGUCCUCGCGCACAACGACUUCGCCGGAUGCCUCCCCGCCAGCGUCGCCAACAUGUCCGGUACCCUCAACGAGCUCCUGCUCAUCAAUACCGGGCUCAGCUCAUGCCUCCCGCCGGAGAUCGGACGCCUAAGGGAGCUCACCGUGCUCGAUGUCAGCUUUAACAAGAUCGUCGGCCCGCUGCCGCGGGAGGUGGCGGGGCUCAGGAAGCUGGAGCAGCUCGACGUCGCGCACAACCUGCUCUCCGGCCCCAUCCCGCAGGCCGUCUGCGCCCUGCCGCGCCUCAAGAACUUCACAUUCGCCUACAACUUCUUCACCGCCGAGCCGCCCGCGUGCGCGCGCGUCGUGCCCCGGGACAGCGACCGGAGCAACUGCCUGCCCAACCGUCCCACCCAGCGGGCGCCGCGGCAGUGCGCCGCCUUCUACUCCCGCCCGCCCGCCAAUUGCGCGGCGUUCCAAUGCAAGCCGUUCGUCCCGGCCUCGCCGCCACCGCCAUCCCCGCCCCCACCAUCACCUCCUCCACCCUCGCCAUCUCCACCGCCACCAUCACCACCUCCGCCUUCACCUCCGCCGCCAUCCCCGCCUCCGCCAUCACCUCCGCCACCAAAGCCAGUCCACCAUCCACCACCGCCGCCUAAGCCAGUCCACCAUCCACCACCGCCGCCUAAGCCAGUCCACCACCCGCCGCCGCCCCCUCCCGCCCCGCAUCCGCAUCCAUCAUGCCCACCCCCGCCACCCUGUGCCUGUCCACCACCACCACCCUAUUACCCCGGCCCAUUGCCACCGGUCUCACAUGCUUCAUAUGGAUCACCACCACCGCCACCCUAUAAUCCCGACCCAUGGCCACCAGUUACCUGGGCAGAAUAUGGAUCACCGCCGCCGCCUCUACGGCAGUGAUGGAUUUGUUCUUUGAAG